UAUAAAUUCAACAUGGCCGAAAAUGUACAUCCUGGUUGAAAUAUCGAAAGUUCUUUUCGCUUUUAACCAUAGCUCUUCAAUAAAUUAAGAAAACAUGACAUAAUAAUUAACUGCUCUUAUUUGUAAGCGAUGGGUUCACACGUCCUCGAUGUCCUUCGCCAGGGAAUAUGGGCGUCGCUAACUGGAGGCUGGUUCUUCGAUCCUCACCUUAGCAUUUUUAUCAACACAUUCCACCUGUAUCUAUGGAUGUUUCUGUUGGCUCUUCCGUUUAUUCUUCACCUAACGCUGUCCCCUACAUUUCUGGUAUGGGCAAUCUACUGUGCAGUCAUAGGGGUGGUGUUUGCCUUAUUGAAGUUCUUCAACUAUCAACUACACCACAUGUUCGACACUAGUGAAGUGAUUGAAGAAGUGAAUGAGAAAAGCAACAAAGAUGAGACAGCAGUGGAUAACUCCAGCGAGGGUGUUAAAAUGACUGAAAUGGGCAGCACUAGACCUGAGCAAAGUGAUGAUAAAUCAGACACACUGGCAGAAAGCAAACUAAAUAUAUCACCAAAUCCUCUUAGAGAUAAAUUUGAGAGUAAACUAACUAAAGAUGGUAGAUGUUGUAUAUCUAUUCGGGCCGAGAAUAAAGCACCAUUAGCUGUAAUGGACAGAGAUGAAAUUGAAAAGCAGGCAGUUGGUACUUCCAAGGAUGUACUUUCACUGUUGGGAGAACAUUCUGACGAAGAUACACCAACAGAUGGUGAAGACGAAGCUAGCAUUCCGAACACUAUAACAACAAAAGCGGAUGUAGAGGCUGAGCCUUCCGAGUUCCAGCUUAGUUUUCCUGAUAACAGCACUGUCUCUGUAGCAGCCAAGUCCCCUAGCGAGUCAAAACAUUCCUGGGAUGCGGAUCUUAGCGACACCUCGCCCAAACAUAGGCCAGAGAAAGUGAAAAAACCCAAGCGUAAAGCUCACAGGGCUAGAAGUAGUGCCCUGGAAUCAGCUGGUCCUGCCUCUAGAGAUUUCUACAGAAAGUCCCUUCAGCCUAGACCUUCUCUUCCUCCAAGACCUUCUCUCCCUCCAAAACCAGCUCGACAAAAGUUGGACUCUGUGAUUAACAAGGACACUGGGGUGAGUAUUGUUAGGCCAUGGAGUGACCAGACAAUAUCUAGAACGAAACAGAUGCUUGCAAGUGAUGAGAUAACCGUGAUUGAUUUUGAGGUAAUGAAAAAUAUAUCUAUGGAGUAUGAGACUAGAAACAAGAAGCCAGUGGUCGAGCAGGAUGACAAUAAUAGUUUCCAUGAUAAUGAUGAAGAAACCACAAUGAAGAAGACUAGUGUUUGUACUAUGAAUCCUAAAUAUGUUUCCGGAUUUGCAGCUAAGAAAGCGGAGCAUAGUGACAAUAAAUCUGACCAGAAUGUACCUCCUUGUAGUGAUAAAGUACAUGUAAUUACGCCAAAUCUGCCACAGGAAUCUGUCUCAAAUACUGUAGAUUAUGCUGAUGAUUGUACAAAAGCUCAAGAAUCAGGUUUUGUUUCUGACUGUGAAGAAACUAUCAAAGGCAAAGAAACCCAUAGUCAUGCUUUUAAGAGAAAUGCCAUAAGUGAAGAACGCACUGUUGCCAAAAGCAGUAAACCCCAUUUAAAAACAUACAGUCAUCCAUCAAUGAAAUUGACACGGACAAAAAUUGCUUCUAGUAGCAGUGACUCUGAAUCUGAUCUUAGUCUUGGUGAGGUCUACGUGGCAGAUAGAAAUGCGUCAGUCUGUGAUACUAGUAGUCAUAAAGACCUUAAAGCAAAAAAGAGCCCAAAGCACAAAAAUGGAAAGAUCUUAGCCAGGCCAAUAAGUGCUGAAUUUGUGAAAUCAAAUUCAUUUAAUGGUACCAAAAGCAAUUCAGGAAAGACCAAGAUGAAAAUUCAUUCCAGUCCUACUCUGAAUACAAGUACAUCGCAGGCCAACAAUGGAAAGUCAAAAGACGUUGGCUUUGCAAGAGUCAGCAAGAUGCUGGCACGAGCAGCGAAUGAAGUGACACGUGCUGACUCGCCCGCGUCUGUCGGUGGCCAUCCUUCCACGUCACAACAGAGCAGCAUUAUAGGCAUCGACUGGCUCUUCGAUGGUACUGACAGCGAUUCUUCUGAUACCAGGACACAUCAUGACCAAGAUUACGACAGUGUGACCUCCACGUCCAAUUCCCUUGACGACAGUUUCUAUGACAACCAAGCCAGGCAGGGAUUUGCUGCCAGCCAUGACACCGACACAGUGACCUCCCCUGACAGCACUGACCUUGACCCUCAAAGUAACAAGGGGGAGCAACUCUCUGAUGGGGAGAUUGACCCUUUGACCAUUUUGUGUUAUGAAUUUGCACCUAAGAAAAUUGGAUCACAAAACAAGGCAAAUCUAAGCAAUGCAGAUGACUAUGAAGUUAUGUCUGCACCAAGUGAUAAACAGACCAUCGAAGUGCAUGGCACUGAUGAAGCAAUGGCUGAUACAGAAGUUACUGAAAUCAAAGUGGAUGACAUUGCAACUGAGCAGGCUGAAGUUCCCUCGGUGGACACUCAGUUAGAGGCGAUGAGAAAGCAAGGGGCAAUUCCAAAACACUUCAACAAGCCUGUACCAGCAUUGCCUGAACCAAAAACAAGCACAGAAGAUGUGCCUGACACCAAAGCGUCUAGUCCGUCAUCAUUUGACCUUUCUGACCCGGAGGAGUUCCACAGGAAGUUGAUAGAGAUCCUUAAUGAGCCGCCUGAGAGCUCCCAGGAGCAGCUCAAACGGGUCAUGGCUGCAUUUGAUAAGAAAAAUAAAAGGAGUGGAAGACAAGGUGGAAAGGAAGAUAAGAGUGUGAGCGUGGGUGAGUCUGGUCAGGACCUGGGAGUUGGUCUGUUCAGCGUAGAUGAUGUUGACACUAAGUCUAAUGAGUCCAAACCAGUAACCCCGACUGAGAUAUGCAGUCUAUUGCCUGAUGAUCAGGAACACCGCCGUAUGAAACGGAAUGCACGCAAACCAGUCAGCAGGAAGCGUCGUCCAGCCAGACGCCAGUCCCCUACUCCCCCUGUGUUGCUAGGUGACAAUUCACACAUAGCGGAGUCCCACGAGGACACAACAGAGGGGGCCACCCACCUGUUCCAGGAUGAGGAGGGGAACUGGUUCUCUUACACGUUUGGAGAGAAUGGUAUGGGAGUAGCCAUGUCACUGGCAGAGGCAGAGGAAAAGAACAAACCAAUCUCUGAGGACCCCUGGAGUUCUGAUUCAUGUACCUGUGGUUCCCUGGUGGUUUUGGACUCAUUGAAGGACGAUGUUGACAAGCCUGGCCCCCACAGCAACCGUCACCCACCUGGGGUCGAUGUACGCAACCCACGUGGGGUGCUGGAGCAUCUGAGUGGACACUUUGAUCCAAUAGUUCUAGCCAGUCUGGACGACUAUGUUGACCGUUUACUGGAGAGUGGGCGUCGCUUUGAUCUCUCAGAUGACUCGGACUCCAAAGACACAUCGUCCCAAGAUGUUCCUACGACCAAACACUUCUACAAGUUCAAAGUUCUACCAAAGAAAUUCCUCAAGAUAUAUUUUGACAGACUGGCCUUGUUAGCUUUGUUAGAUAGAAACCUGUCUGUGAUAGAGAAUGUGAUUGCCACAGUGAUGGCGGUGCUGGUGGGAGCCCUGGGGGGUCUGGUGCUAGCGGGCAACUUCUACUACGACAUCUGGAUGUUCGUGUUCUGUCUCAUCAUGGCAAGCUGCCAGUACUCCCUUGUGAAGAGCGUCCAACCAGAUGCUGCUUCCCCUAUGCAUGGUUACAACCACCUGAUUGUGUUCAGCCGCCCGUUCUACUUCUGCCUGUGCUCUGGGCUGAUGCUGCUCCUAGAUCACGCCAGCCAAGGUGCCUCCCCGCACACCAUUUAUGUUUAUGGGAUGCCCUUCACAUCAACAUCAGCCCUCUGGUUGGCGAGGGAUUUCCUCAAAGUGUUUCUGCUUUGUCUGCCACUUGUGUUCACGGUGGGUCUGCUGCCUCAGGUCAACACAUUCUGCAUGUAUGCACUGGAGCAGAUAGACACACACAUCCUUGGAGGCAAUGCCACAGUUAGCCUGGUGUCUUCUGUGUACUCUAUCUGUCGAAGUCUGCUGGCUGCAGGGAUCCUGUAUGUGAUAUGCUACCUCACACUAAUACAGCUAGGCAAGAACAUUGUGGAUGACCCAAAUCCCUGUCAGAACCGUGAGUUUGCCCAGACAGCAGCUUUCUCCAUAUACAAUGCUGUGCUGAUAGCGGUCUCCUACCAUCUAAGUAGAUCUGCCUCUGACCCAAGUGUGCUCUGGAUGUUGAUACGGGACAAGGUGUUGGGAGAGAAGCAGGAGAAGGAGCCCGUGAAGAAGGCUGAGGACUCUGAAGUGACAGAGGAGAUGGAGGACCCAUUGCCGGACAAGAUGAAGAAAUGUGUGAGCGAGCGUUUGCAGUCGGACCUGUUGAUCAGUAUCGUGAUUAUGAUCCUGUCGUUUGCCAUUCAUGUCAGCACAGUGUUCAUUCAGCCACUGAUAGAUCAAGUGCUGUAUUUCACUGUGGCUGGUAUCGGGUUCCUCAUUCACUACGUCAUACCAAUGCUGCGUAAAGAGAUGCCGUGGCUCUGCUGCUCCCAUCCAAUGCUCAAGAGCGAGGAACGAGACAUGUAUGAGGCCAGAGGCCCUGCUAAGAUCAUGUGCUUUGAGAAGCUCUACAUCUGGCUGAGGUUCAUAGAGCGUAACGGCAUGUACCCAGUCAUCAUGAUGUGCGCACUGACACGCUCUGUGCCUGUGGUCAUAUGCAAGUUCGGAGACUAUGUUGGUCCGCUUGUCCUGGCAAUAUGCUCGCUAAAGAUGCUGCGAUUCACGUUUUCCAACACGCCGAAACAGCACAUGAUCCUAGCCUUCACCACACUGUUCUUCAAGUAUGACAUGCGUUGGGCGUCAGAAACCAUGAUCAUUGACUACUUCUUUGUUGCCAUCAUUUUCAUGAAGUUCUAUGACCUGUACUUGAAGAUGAAGUUUAUCAUCACUUACAUCGCCCCCUGGCAGAUUACCUGGGGCUCGGCCUUCCACGCCUUUGCACAGCCUUUCAGUGUACCUCAUUCUGCCAUGUUGUUUCUGCAAGCGGGGGUGUCAGCUUUAUUCUCAACGCCACUCAACCCAUUUUUGGGCAGUGCCAUUUUCAUUACCUCCUAUGUGCGACCAGUCAAGUUCUGGGAGAAGGACUACAAUACAAAGCGUGUGGACCAUAGCAAUACAAGGCUCUCACAGCAGCUAGAGAGGAACACAGGUGCUGAUGACAACAACCUGAACUCCAUCUUCUAUGAGCACCUCACCCGCUCGCUACAGCACAGCCUUGGCGGGGACCUGCUCAUGGGUCGCUGGGGUAACGCAGAGCAAGGGGACAUCUUUAUCAUGGCAUCUGACUCUCUCAAUGCCCUUGUUCACAUCAUAGAGAUGGGCAACGGGCUGGUCACAUUCCAACUCAGGGGUCUGGAAUUCAGGGGAACUUACUGCCAGCAGCGAGAGGUAGAGGCCAUUACAGAAGGGGUUGAGGAUAACGAAGAGUUCUGUUGCUGCGAGCCAGGACACUUGCCCCAUUUCCUGUCCAUGAACGCUGCGUUCAACCAGCGCUGGUUAGCGUGGGAAGUCGUGGUGACCAAGUACGUGCUUGAGGGCUACAGCAUCUCUGACAACAAUGCCGCCUCCAUGGUGGGCGUGUUCGACUUCAGGAAGGUCCUCAUCAUGUACUAUAUACAGAGCAUCAUAUAUUACACCGUACGAUCUCCGCGCCUUGAGCAGUGGCUGGAAAAUCCCACCAUCAUGGAGGCCCUAGCAACGGUUGCUAGCGACGACUAUGUUGAUGUUGACCACAUAUUCACAGCCGAGGUGGACGAUGAUUAUGCAUCGCACAGUUCUGGAAUCUCCCGCAAGAGUUUCUGUGGCAAAUACUAUGAAUGGAUACAGUACUGUGCGUCUAGGAGAGAAAAGACGGUGGAGUGUGGCAGAGAUUCCCUGCUGGUUUCCCUAUGUUUUGCACUCAGUUUGCUGGGUAGAAGAGCACUCGGAAAUGCCUCCCAUAACAAUGGCUCUAGCAGUGUUGAGUUUUUCCUGUACGGACUUCACCAGCUGUUCAAGGGAGACUUCCGUAUCACCUCCCCUCGAGACGAGUGGGUCUUCGCUGAUAUGGAGCUGCUAAGAAGAGUUGUGGCCCCUGGCGUAAGGAUGUCCCUCAAACUUCACCAGGACCAUUUUCUCGGAUCUGAUACAUACGAGACGGAGAAGCCGUUAUACAAGAAGCAUUUGUACGAUGCAAUCACUGAGUACGAGACCAAUCUGGUGAUAUCCCAUGAGGCGGAUCCUGCAUGGAGAAAUGCAGUCUUGUCCAAUACGCCAUCGCUGCUAGCUCUCAGGAACGUGUUUGAUGAUGGUUCGGACGAAUACAAAAUAAUCAUGCUGAACAAACGAUUCCUCACAUUUAGAAUUGUCAAGGUAAAUCGUGAGUGUGUGAGAGGGCUAUGGGCCGGCCAGCAGCAGGAGUUGAUAUUCCUGCGCAAUCGCAACCCCGAGCGUGGCAGCAUCCAGAAUGCCAAGCAGGCCCUGCGUAACAUGAUCAACUCCUCAUGUGACCAGCCAAUUGGCUAUCCUAUCUACGUGUCGCCACUGACAACCAGCUACUCCUCCACCAAUGAGCAGUACACCUCAGUUGUAGGGGGAGAGUUCAUUAUUGCCAAUGUCAAACGUUUCUUUACAAAUGCAUGGCAAAGUUUACGUCGCCACUGCGGUGCCUCGUGUUCUUCUGGAGGAUCGGCCUUUGUGGAGGGAGAUAUUCCCUACAGCUGCACGCACGCUUCAGCAGCCACCAUCCAGGGUCUGUCAGGUAGGGGCUGUCUCAACCCCACAAACCCAGUCUCCAGCCCCCUCGAGUUGGCCCUAACGACACGGGGUAACCGUGGCAGCCUCAUAUCCACGUCGAGUUCCGCUGCCAGCAAGCCACGGUCUUUGGUCAUGCUGGCAGGGUUUAUUGGGGAAAGUCAGCCCAAGGAGAAGGAGUUAAUCAAUCAAAAAGUUAAAAUCACAGAUGCAAGCUGUGUUCUAGACAGUCUCAAUCAAGGCCCCAGGUCUGAGCUACCAGGGCCGUUGCAGGACUGGCGCAGCAGUGGAGGUGUCAAUGUCUGGGGAGGUUGGAGCCCUGCAGUGGGUAUGGAGGGAACCGUGGUGCACCGCUGGCCCGCCUCCAACUGGGACUGGGAAACCAGGAGGCGUUUCCAUGGUGACAAAGCUGUGCUGCUGGUUCAGAUUGGGGACCGAUACGUUCCCGUGUCUGAAUCAGGGGUGCAGCCAAUUGGAACAGAGCUGUAACAGGUCAUAGGUCACAUUGGAUAAUCAGUACAGAAUUGUGAAAGGUCAAGGGUCACAGAAGCUUGAAGGUGUGUAGCCACUUAGUACUGAACUGUGAAAGGGUUUGGAAAUCAGACCGCUUGAAUCCAUCAGUUGGUACAGUUGUUAACAUACUGACAGUUCAAAGGUUACAACAUAAAGUGUUGUGUGUGCUGGUGUAAGUCUGCGCUAUCCUUUUUUCUGAAUGACAAUCAAUGCAUAGUUAAAUGUGCAGGUUCUUUGAAUGGGUGCAGUGGCCAAGGCUAUCCCACAAUUCCAAAUGAUAAUGUGGUGUUUAGUGUUGCUAAGUUUAUUCCAGUUUCUACCAGCAAGACGUCAUUUCCUUCAGUUAACAUUCCCAAAGAAAAUAUGACUGAAUCAGCAUUUCCAUGAUAGACUGGAUGAGAUGUAAUGUAAUGAGAAGUACUUAAUGUUGUGCAAUAAUGCUUGCUCAUGAGCAUGAUAUUUUUAUGAUGUCUAUCAGACAUUUCAUUGACUUGCAUAUUAUGCUUUAAAAAAAGUAAUUUCAUAGCCUAAAAUGGCAAAAUAAAGUCCCUACUUGUAGUAAAGAUUAUGUUCAUGCAGCAUAAAAUGAUAAAAUGUUGAACUCGGGAAUAAUACUUUACUGGGAAUUAUGUAGAAAACCUAAAACAUAACAAAUUUCCCACAUCCGCAAUAUUUUAACCAUAAUGAAACGCUUAUUGAUCUGUUUGACAAAGUUUUAUUUUGAGCAAAGGUUUUAUUGUAUAAAAAACACUCAAUUAUUAACUUAUUUUUAAUAUUUCAAGGAAUAUAUGUUUUAGCAACAUCCAGCUUUGUUAUAUCUAAUAUAACAGAAUUCUGACUGCAUAAAAAUUAACAUGUUUCAGAAAUAACUGAAGUUUUAUUGUGAACAUAGCACCAGGAAUUCUAGUGAAUAUGAUGGUGUAAUGUCAGAUUUUUUGUUUGCUUAAUUUGGACUGUGAUAUUUGCUGCUACAAUGUUGCAUUACUGUCUACAAAAGAGCUUUGCACAGAGAAUAAAUAGAUAUAUAUAUGUAUGAUACUAAAGGUAUGCUUUAAUAUGUAUGAUAGUAUUGCAUUAAUGAAUAAAUAAUUAUACCCCCACAAACAAAGUUAAGGGGGGUAUAUAGGAGUGAACUUGUCUGUCUGUCUGUCCGUCUGUCGGUCAGUAUUUAGUGUCAGCAGUCUUAUUCAAGUUGUUUUCAUCCGAUCUUCUUCAAACUUGGUCAGAAGUUGUAUCUAGAUGAUGUCUAGGUCAAGUUUGAAUAUGGGUCAUGCUGGGUCAAAAACUAGGUCAUGGGGUCACUCAGUGUGUUUUAAACAUUUAGCAUGUUGUCCGCUCUCUAAUUCACGAGUCUUCAUCCAAUCUUCACCAAACUUGGACAGAAGUUAUAUCUAGAUGAUCUCUAGGCCAAGUUUGAGCAUGGUGCUCCCUAUUUCAAGUACUUUUCAUCUGCUCUUCAUGUGGGGGUAUUCGUCACGUCUGUGACAAAGCUCUAUUUAAACUUCUUUUAUUUUCACUUAAAUGAUGUAAUCUCAUCACAAUGACUUUGCUUUUAUUCAUUAUAAGCAAAUUGAAAUCAUAGCUUGAUUGGUUGUUAUUAUUAGUUUAAAUAGCAAAGUGACUUUUUCACAGAGUAUGAACUGUGGGGAAAGUAUGCCCAAUUUUAUGCAUUGGCGUUUCCUGAAAUUUCAUACACUGAUGACCUGCAGAAAAAAGCAAUUCAUUCUUAAUUUAUUGUGUUAUUUUCAAGAAAUUAAUUCAGUUCAGUUUAACAUUUAAGAAGAAAUACCAAAUUGAAAAUGGUGCCUUGUCUCUAAUGCCAGUUUUGUCAAUGAAAACAAAUAAAUCAAUAAUCUUAGUAUACAUACAGAAAUUUACCUACAUUUUUAGCUUGACUAUUAUAUAUGAAAUAUAUAUAGUGGAGCUAUCCUACUUGACAUGGCGUCGGCAUUACCGUUUCCGUUAGCGUUAGCGUGCAAAUGUUAAAGUUACGUACUACUCCAAUUAUUUUCAUUGUCCCUUGACAUAUUGCUUUCAUAUUUUGCAUACUUGUUUACCAUCAUGACCCCAACCUAUAAACAAGAGCAGACACCUGUAUCAAGCAUUUUGACAGAAUUAUGGCCCCUUUUAUACUUAAAAUAUGCGUAUUAUUGAUAAAUCUAUGUUAAAGUUUGUGUACUACCCCAAAUAUUUCCUGUGUCCCUUGACAUAUUGCUUUCAUAUUUUGCAUACUUGUUUACCAUCAUGACCCCAACCUAUAAACAAGAGCAGACAACUGUAUCAAGCAUUUUGACAGAAUUAUUGCCCCUUUUAUACUUAGAAUAUGCAUAUUAUUGAUAAAUCUAUGUUAAAGUUUGACAAAACAACACUUACCUGACAUACCA
Messenger RNA from Dreissena polymorpha, 9740 nucleotides. RefSeq names its product pecanex-like protein 1. Gene Ontology annotation, biological process: endoplasmic reticulum organization. Bases 130 to 7332 code for a protein of 2400 amino acids. The record is from RefSeq and is a predicted model, not a curated record. Gene Ontology annotation, cellular component: membrane; endoplasmic reticulum. NCBI's taxonomy places the organism in Eukaryota, Metazoa, Mollusca, Bivalvia, Myida, Dreissenidae. The transcript has 37 exons.